AGUGAUGUCUCUUUAAGAGUGGAACCCUUAGCUGAAACAAUUGUACAACCCCCAACAAGUCAUUGAAUCUGUCAAUCACUCGGUCGGAGCCCUUUGAUGUUGGUAGUCCUAGCCUUGUCUUCAGCUCAAAUGCACUAUUUGUUGCUGCCGGGGCUGCAUUACUUUCAACUUGCGAGGCUCCUACACUGCAUAACAACUUUUGUUUUGUGUCGCGUAUUCACGUGUCUCCUGAGAGGAGGAUAGGAUACUAGCUAAGGAGAGAAAAAGUUUUCACCCUCUGGCUGGUGAACGGAAACUGCAGCGUUUUAAUUUCUUUUCUAAGCAAAAUGCCGCAGCUCAACAGUGGCGGGGGAGAUGAUCUCGGAGCGAACGACGAAAUGAUUUCUUUCAAGGAUGAAGGCGAACAAGACGAAAAGAUACAGGAGAACGCUUUCACAGAGAGGGACUUGGCUGACCUCAAGUCGUCUUUGGUGAAUGAAUCGGAGAUAAAUCAGAACUCCAACGCAGUGGUGGUCAGGCGGGGACAACACGACGACCAGAGAGUUUACCCCGAAAAACACAGAGAACAUCUCGAGGAUGUGUCUAAGCAGGAUGGGGGAAUGUACAAAGCACCAGCGUACUCAGGUUAUCCAUUCCUGAUGCUGACCGACCCAUACCUCCCCGCCGGAUCUGUGUCACCAUCUUCCAACAAAGUGUCGGUGGUCCAGCAGUCCCAUGGGAUGCCACCCCUGAAUCUCCUGCAGUACCCCAGCGCAGACCACUUCAACCCCAACUCGCCACACCUGCCCACAGACAUGAGCCAGAAAGGCGUGCACAGGCACCAGCCCCAGGAUCUGUCCAGCUUCUACUCCUUACCCCCUGGGGGCGUAAGCCAAAUCACGCCCUCCAUGAGCUGGUUCUCUCACUCUCUGAUGCUGGGGCCCGGCGGUAUGCACCCCACAGGUAUCCCCCACCCCGCAAUAGUGCCCCCCUCAGGCAAACAGGAGCAUGACCAGUACGACAGAAAUAUGUAUGCCAAACCCCAUCCAGAGCCAAAGAGGGAGAAGGAGCCCAAGAAGCCGGUGAUCAAAAAGCCCCUGAACGCUUUCAUGCUGUACAUGAAGGAGAUGAGGGCCAAGGUGAUCGCAGAGUGCACCCUGAAGGAGAGCGCCGCCAUCAACCAGAUCCUGGGCAGACGGUGGCACGCCCUAACCCGUGAGGAGCAGGCCAAGUACUACGAGCUGGCCCGCAAGGAGCGGCAGCUGCACAUGCAACUCUACCCCACCUGGUCCGCACGCGACAACUACGGAAAGAAGAAGAGGAGAAAACGGGAGAAGCAGCAGCAAGACCCCACCACAGAACCUGGCUCUCCUAAGAAAUGCAGAGCUCGCUUCGGCCUCAACCAACAAACGGAAUGGUGUGGUCCCUGCAGGAGGAAAAAGAAGUGCAUUCGCUACCUUCAGGGAGGACGGUGCGCCAGCACACAUUCUUCCGAUGGGAGUGCUAUAGACUCGCCCACCUCGUCCCCCACGUACCCCCCUUUCCAGCAGCCGCACUCCCCACUUCCACUCCCCACGCCUGCCCCUGUCCACGCCCCCACGCCACUCCCUCCCAGCCCCCCAUUGCCCGGCUCACCACACGGCAAACGCCACCAUCACCCCCACCACCACCACCACCACCACUCUCACCACCAGUCGCACCACCGGCCCAAACUCCUCGGACUUUCCGUUCAAACUUUAACCAGGCAACAACAGAAAUGCCCGCCCCCGUAGGUGCUGUACCCACUGUAGACGUAUAUUCUGUAUACAAAUAUUAUGUAUAGUAUGUCUAUGGUAGCCACUGUACAGCAACCUCUUCUUCUAUCCACACUAAGCACCUAUUCCUGAAAAGGCAUCACCCCCCCACCACCACCACCCAUCACAGCUGCCAUGUUACCCCACCCCCCCCUCCCAGCCCCCACUCAUCCUCAGGGGGAAAAGAUCAAACUGCACCCUAAUGCAAACCACUCCCACACCUGGAAAUGGCGAGGUCAGGUCACACACCAAACCAGCCAAGCCACAUCACAAGACGAGACGAGCACUCAAGAGGAUAGAGGACCCAGUCAUACUGUGGGCUUCUUUGUUGUUUUCUUCUUUCUCUUCUUUUUAAAAAGUGACCUGAAGUUACAACCCACUUUUAAACGAGCUGCCAAGGGUUUUUUUUUUGGCUAAUCGACCACUGUUUGGUGCUGUGAUGUAUUAUUUUAAAAGGUGUUUUUGUCAUAUUUAUCCAUUUCUGUAACACUCUCCAAUCAUGUUUGACAGCAAACGUUAUUCAUACUUAAAAUGGGUAUGAGUCUUGGUUUUAAGAGAUGACCACUGUCAGUGAAAAACAGCUUCCAAGUACAAAAUGUUUUUUAUAUGUAACAGUCAGACUGUUUGUUCAUUCCAUGUUCGUUGUUACAUUUUGUUCUGAGGGAAGUAAGACUUCCAGUUCAUGAAAUGGUUUUUACCGAAGUCUUAAAUCUUUCCUAUACACUCCAAUACGAGUAAAUCUGCUUUAACACAUAUACAAGUUCUCACUUUUCCAUGGUCGGGUUUUGUGUAUUUUUUGUUACAGUUCUACGAGUUCUAUGGCACUUCCUUACAAAAAACUGCAUUUUGGAUUGGCCAACCAAAGAUUCUGAAAUGUACGUUCCACAGUCUUACAUGGUGUUAAUGGAAAGGUUUUCUUUUGUAGGUCCUUGAAUCAAUUUCAACCCCUUUUUGAGAUUCACAGAUUCCUCACUUACUCAACAAAUGUUUUCCUUGCUUGGUGUUGUUUACUUCCCAUUAUAAUUCCAUAGUCCUCACAGGCUAUUUAACAGACUUCCUUUCUGGCCAGUCACAGAUUUUUUUUAUUUUCAUUCGUUGUAAAGUUUUUAUAAAAAGUUGAAAUUCUUGAUUAUAUAAGUGAAAAAAAGCUUUUAUAUGUUUUAAAAUUAUUUUUAGUUUUUUUUUCCCUGUCCUACAAGCAAUACAUUGUUCUUUUUUUUUUCUUUUUGCAAAAUAGCGUUUCAAUGUUUCAGUAUUCUCUGCCUCCUGUUGCAGAAAUCUUUUUUUAAUUAUUAUUUUGAAAUGUCGUUUGCCACUGCCAUUGUGUGCAUGUACUGCCUUAGACUACCAAAACUACAGCUGACAAGACAUAGCUUUAUCGCUGUGGUCAUGCUUGUGCACUCUCUGCCCUGGAGUUACCCAAGGUUACCAGACGGAGUUGAAGAGAUUAAAAAGCUGCAAACAGACUGUC
Engraulis encrasicolus (European anchovy) is the source of this 3243-nucleotide messenger RNA. It is a transcript of the gene tcf7, whose product is annotated as transcription factor 7. Lineage: Eukaryota; Metazoa; Chordata; Actinopteri; Clupeiformes; Engraulidae. The transcript has 11 exons. Gene Ontology annotation, molecular function: DNA-binding transcription factor activity, RNA polymerase II-specific; RNA polymerase II cis-regulatory region sequence-specific DNA binding. The record is from RefSeq and is a predicted model, not a curated record. Gene Ontology annotation, biological process: regulation of transcription by RNA polymerase II; canonical Wnt signaling pathway. Bases 327 to 1751 code for a protein of 474 amino acids. Gene Ontology annotation, cellular component: chromatin; beta-catenin-TCF complex.